CUUCCAUAAACCCUAAUUUACCUUUUCCAAGUGAUUCUCGAAUUUUCAAAUUUCUGUCUUUUUCCCUUCUUCUCAAUAAAGAAAAGAAAAUUAGCAGGGACGGACGACAGACAGAGUCGCAUAAUAGCAGUCCAGUCGGACAACCUCGGAGCCUUAUUAGGAUUUAGGUUUUGACCGUUACGAAGAGGAAACAAGAAAAGAGGUGUUCUUUAUCUUCUUCAAGAUCCUCUUCCUUUCAUUCGCCGGCAGCUCUCUAGGGUUUAUACUUGCUUUGUCUGCAAACUGUGGUUCUUAUUAAGUUGUCGAAUCCUAAAGUUGUGGUACAUGGUUCGCUAUCGAGGGUUAUUUUGGGCACUUCAACGUGAGUGAGAUAGUGUGAAGAUCGCUUCUUCUCUACUCCACGCUCUGUUCAGUUCUCUUAGGUUUCAGUUUCAGCAGGUCUGAUUAAACAUGUGAUUCCUGCGGGGUUUGGAUGAAAUUGAGGGGAUUUAUGGCGGGGUUGUUAAAAUUAGACAACUUCGUGUUUGUGUCGUAGAACGGAACAGAUUAAAGGGGGUUGUGGGAGAAGCAGAGCUUCUUCUUGGGUAGAAAGCAAAGAUGAUUACUGAGAAACCCAUUUGGGUUAAACAUGAGGGAAUGCAGAUUUUCUCCAUCGAUAUUCAGCCUGGUGGCCUCAGGUUUGCUACUGGUGGAGGCGACCAUAAGGUCAGGAUAUGGAAUAUGAAAUCUGUCAGCAGGAAUUUAGAAGAGAAUGAUGUAUCACAGAGGCUCCUAGCAACUCUUCGUGAUCAUUUUGGUUCUGUUAAUUGCGUGAGGUGGGCUAAGCAUGGCCGUUACGUUGCAUCUGGUUCUGAUGAUCAGGUGAUCUUAGUUCAUGAAAGGAAGCCUGGUUCAGGAACCACCGAGUUUGGUAGCGGAGAAGCCCCAGAUGUGGAGAAUUGGAAGGUUACAUUGACUUUGAGAGGGCAUAGUGCUGAUGUGGUGGAUCUUAACUGGUCCCCGGAUGACUCCACACUGGCUAGUGGAAGUUUGGAUAACACUGUUCAUGUCUGGAAUAUGAGCAAUGGAAUAUGCACGGCUGUUCUUAGAGGUCACUCUAGCCUUGUUAAAGGAGUUGCUUGGGAUCCCAUUGGCUCUUUCAUAGCAAGUCAAUCUGAUGAUAAGACUGUAAUUAUCUGGAGAACGAGUGACUGGAGCUUGGCUCACAGAACCGAUGGCCACUGGGCGAAAUCACUUGGAUCGACUUUUUUCAGGCGUCUUGGCUGGUCACCUUGUGGCCAUUUCAUAACGACCACACAUGGGUUCCAGAAGCCGAGGCAUUCUGCUCCUGUUCUAGAGAGAGGAGAGUGGGCUGCCACAUUUGACUUCCUUGGACACAAUGCUCCCAUUGUAGUUGUAAAGUUUAACCAUUCAAUGUUUAGGACAAGCACCUCGAAUUCUCAAGAGGCUAAAACUACAGCAGUUGGGUGGACAAAUGGGGCUUCAAAGACUGCAAGCAAAGAGUCUCAGCCAUACAAUGUUAUUGCAAUUGGUAGUCAGGAUCGAACAAUAACUGUGUGGACGACUGCAAGUCCUCGCCCUCUUUUUGUGGCCAAGCAUGUCUUCAUACAAAGUGUUGUCGACUUGUCCUGGAGCCCUGAUGGAUACUCACUCUUUGCCUGUUCAUUGGAUGGAUCAGUGGCUACUUUCCAUUUUGAUGCAAAAGAACUCGGACAAAAGCUGAGUGAUACAGAACUAGGUGAGUUAAAGAGAAGCCGAUAUGGUGAUGUCAAAGGCCGGCAGGCAAACUUGGCAGAGAGUCCUGAACAAUUGUUGCUCGAGGCAGCCUCAGCUAAGCAGACAGCCAGCAAAAAGGUGGCUGUAGACAAUAAGCAAAAUGAGCCACCUGUAAAAUCUUCAUUUGAGUUGGUGUCCAUUACAAAGCCCCCUGAGCCCCAAGUUGAUGCCGAGAAGAAAGCUGGAGGAGUGGUCACUAAUAAUGAGGGCUUGAAUAAUAAAGUGUCAACUUCUGCUCGAGUUUCUAGCCCUGUGAAACAACGAGAAUACAGGCGCCCUGAUGGAAGGAAGAGAAUAAUUCCAGAAGCACUUGCCUUGCCAAGCCAGCAAAAUACAGUAGCUGCUGCAGGGAUCCAUGAUGCUCAAGCCCUUGACUUACCCUCUACAGCAACUGAUCACAGAAAGGAAGAAAAUGGGUUAGUUUCAAUCGAUGCUGUUGGCAAGCGGGAGGGACCACUUAGGGGAACAGUUGACCGAAUCUCUAAUUUGAAUAAACGAGGCGGGUUUACUGCUAGAGCUACCAUUACAGAGAGUUUGGUUAUUGAAAAGGCGGCUCCAGAAGCAUCUUCGACUGGGGACGGUGCAAUGGUCAGUGUUGAACAGUCUGGCAUGAAAGCGUCUAGCUCCCCUAGUGCUGGUAGUAGUACACUUUCAAUCAGGGUGUUCGAUAAGAAAGUAGGUGAAGACAACAUACCAAUAUGCUUGGAAGCUCACCCUAGAGAACGUGCAGUAACUGAUGUUUUUGGAAAUGCAAAGACUAGUACGAUAAAGGAAACUGAAGUUUCUUGUAACAGAGGGGCCCAAACCCUUUGGUCCGAUAGGAUAUCUGGAAAAGUAACUGUUUUAGCUGGAAAUGCCAACUUUUGGGGUGUUGGUUGUGAAGAUGGUUGUCUACAGAUCUACACAAAAUGUGGGAGGCGCGCAAUGCCAACAAUGAUGACAGGAUCAGCCGCAACUUUCGUAGACUGCGAUGAGAACUGGAAGUUGUUGUUGGUCACACGGAAGGGAUCUAUAUAUAUAUGGGAUCUCUUCAGGCGCAGUUGUCUUCUUCAUGACUCGUUAACAUCUCUGGUCAUUUCAGAUCCAAAAUCCACUGCUAAAGGCACAAUCAAAGUCAUAUCAGCCAAGUUGUCAAAGUCGGGUUCACCUUUGGUUGUUCUGGACACCCGCCAUGCUUUCCUCUUUGACACGAGUCUUAGGUGUUGGCUGAGGGUGGCAGAUGAUAGCUUUCCUACUUCUAAUUUUGCUAGCUCCUGGAAUUUGGGUUCUGUUCAUAGUGGUGAGUUGUCUGCAUUGCAAGUCGAAGUCAGAAAAUACAUGGGCAGAAAGCCUUCUUGGAACAGAGUGACGGAUGAUGGAAUACAGACGCGUGCCCAUUUGGAGGCACAGUUAGCAUCAAGUUUGGCAUUGAAGUCCCCAAAUGAAUACCGCCAGUGCCUUCUGUCAUACAUACGCUUCCUAGCAAGAGAAGCAGAUGAGUCACGAUUGCGUGAAGUAUGCGAAAGUUUCCUAGGACCUCCUACUGGAAUGACGGAAGCAGCAACAUCUUCUUCGGACACCAAGAACGUGGCUUGGGAUCCUUUUGUACUUGGGAUGAGAAAGCAGAAACUCCUGAGAGAAGACAUUCUUCCAGCAAUGGCAUGCAACAGAAAAGUACAGAGGCUGCUCAAUGAAUUCUUGGAUCUCUUGUCCGAAUACGAAGGUGCUGAGGCUGACACUAACAACAUUAGUAAGAAGAAUUCUGCCCUGCUGCUACCUGGACCCCACGAGGCAACGGAAAAGAUGGAUGUUGACCCGCGAGUACCAAAUAAUGAGACCGCUCUUCAGCAAGAACCCAUAAAACCAGUGACCGAUGCUGAAAAGGAUCUUGCUCUGAUGCUUACAGACAAAGGCCCGUCUCUGAGUGUCAUUACAGGUGACGACAACAAGAACCCUGACGAUCUGAGUGUCUCAAAGGACAAGAGUCUCUGUGUCAUUACCGGUGAUGACAAUAGGAACCCUGGCGACCCGAGUGCCUUAAAUGACAAGAACCCAGAUGAUCCUCCUGCCUCAAAUGACAAGAACAUCGAUGAUCCGAGUCCCUCAAAUGACGAGAACUGUAAACAGCCGCCAGUGGAGCAAGUGGAUUCUGCACUAAAUACGGAUUUAGUUGCCGAAGAUUCUCUUGCUGAAGAAGAUUAACCACAGAAUAGGACUUAGUAGUACAAUGGAUAUAUAGAUAGAAAGCUGCAAUUUGUUGCUGCCAUUUGCAGCUUCCCUUAGGGGGCAGGGGAAGGCAGCAUCUGCUACUACUGUGAAUUAUUUCUUGGCACUUAGUUUUUAGUUUGCUGCAGCAGCUUAAUUUGUAAUGUAAUAGACACUACUUCUAACUGGAUAGUUGAAAGUUUGUUUUUCUUUACCUUUUGAUUCUUUUGGACUAACUGUAAUCAAUUGAGC
Messenger RNA from Linum tenue, 4212 nucleotides. The record is from the annotation of a GenBank genome assembly. NCBI's taxonomy places the organism in Eukaryota, Viridiplantae, Streptophyta, Magnoliopsida, Malpighiales, Linaceae.